Messenger RNA from Archocentrus centrarchus (flier cichlid), 870 nucleotides. It is a transcript of the gene cdx1b, whose product is annotated as caudal type homeobox 1 b. Gene Ontology annotation, biological process: embryo development; animal organ morphogenesis; regulation of transcription by RNA polymerase II. Lineage: Eukaryota; Metazoa; Chordata; Actinopteri; Cichliformes; Cichlidae. Bases 1 to 870 code for a protein of 289 amino acids. Gene Ontology annotation, cellular component: nucleus. The record is from RefSeq and is a predicted model, not a curated record. Gene Ontology annotation, molecular function: DNA-binding transcription factor activity, RNA polymerase II-specific; RNA polymerase II transcription regulatory region sequence-specific DNA binding. The transcript is spliced from 3 exons.
AUGUACGUGAGCUACCUGCAGCUGGACAAGGACCCCGCCAUGUACUCGCAUCAGAACCCGGUCAGCCGCCACUCGGGCCUCAGCCUCAGCCCGCAGAGCUUCCCGGUCCCCGCUCCUCCGCAGUACUCGGACUUUGCCUCCUACCACCAUCACCACCACCUCGGCAUCGGCAACGACCCGACGCAGCAGGCCCCGCCGGGCGCCGGCGGCUGGAGCCCGGCCUACCCGCCUCCUCCGCCCACGCGGGAGGACUGGCCGUCCCAUCCCUACGCGGUGACAUCCGCCGCAGCCGGAGGGCCUCCAGCGGCCUCCAGCGUGGGAUUCACCUCCGCGGAGUUCCCGGGACAGCAGCACGCGCUGCUCCCCGCCUCCCUGAACCCGUCUGCGGGGCAGCUGUCCCCGGGCUCCCCACGGAGGAGGAAUCCGUAUGAGUGGAUCCGCACCUCCGCUCCGCCCAGCAACCCGAAUGGAAAGACAAGAACUAAAGACAAAUACCGAGUGGUUUACACCGACCACCAGCGGCUGGAGCUCGAGAAGGAGUUCCACUACAGCAAAUACAUCACCAUUCGGAGGAAGGCGGAGCUCGCCACAGCACUCAGCCUCUCAGAGAGACAGGUAAAGAUUUGGUUUCAGAACCGCCGGGCGAAGGAGCGCAAGAUCAAUAAGAAGAAACUCCAGCAGCCGGCCUCGUCUACGACCACACCAACCCCUCCAACCGGCAACAGCGGCAGCGGAGCAGGAGGAGGUGGUGGAGGCAAUGGCCUCCAUGCAAACGGGAGCAGCAAUGUCGCAAUGGUGACGAGCAGCAGUGGCAGCAACGGGCUGGUGUCUCCCUCCUCUCUAGCUCUGAACAUCAAAGAGGAGUACUGA